CAGGGAAAGAACGAAUGGGUUGUGACAAGUAGUGAAAUCUACAGGGCAAAGGAGCAUAAUGGAUGUUAGACAGGCUAGGCAGCUUAGCCGCAGCCAAGAGAUCACUAACGAACUCCAAGAUGAGAAUGACGUGCAUUGUAAAUGGAUCCUGCAAAGAAAAAUAAAAUCUUUCAUUCUCUAGUCAGCGCUUGAUUUUUCCUGUCCGUCUUGGUCGGCCUUUUGGUACGUAGUUUCGUUUUCGUCGUUUUACAGCCAGCGAAAAAUUCCUUCCAGUUUUGCACAUUCAGCAAUUGUAAAUCGGUGACAUAGUUGGUGGCGGCCGCCCGUCAGCAACCGAUUAUCAGAUCUCUGGUUGUUGUUAAUAAUUGUGUAAAUCUUAUGUGUGACAUCUGACCUGCGUGGCGAAAUGGACAAUCAGCAUCCGCAGUAUCCCGUCUACGCGCAGAGCAAUUAUUUUGCUGAUCACUAUCCAUAUUCGUAUGGAUUAAAGACAGACAACUAUCAACAUUUAAAUUUGCCCAUUUAUCCGCCGAAUUUAAUGCCACAGCCGGCGCAAUCGCCGUUUAACGAAGAAUCCUGCUCCGUUGUGUCAGCACAACAGCAGUCGCUGUCGACGUACACUUUCCCGGCUGCAGUGGCUAAUGGAUCGGCAACAACAGGCACGAUUAAUGACAGAAGCAGCACAGUAAUCUUACAAGAUACACCGCGGCGAAAUGAUCAAUUUCCAUCAGAUGCAACUGGACUUUCUGAUAGCUCUCACAAACUCCUCACCAGCGCAUCCGGCAUGCAGAUGACCUUUUCCUCUAACAUGCCACAGAAAGCGGUAGAUGCCGGUAUCAUCGGUAUGGCAAAUCGUGUUAAACAGCCGCCAAAAGGAGCCAGUGAUUACGAUGAUGAAAACUGCAGUGAAAGGUAUUCGGAAGAUUUAGAUGGGGAGAACGAUAACCAUAUUCCGCAUGUCCUGGCACCGCCGAAUAUUCACGGACAUGGACAGCGCCGUUGUUUAUUGUGGGCCUGCAAAGCCUGUAAACGUAAGGCUGUCACCGUCGAUCGACGCAAAGCGGCUACCAUGCGCGAGCGCCGCCGGCUCCGUCGUGUUAAUGAGGCUUUUGAGAUUUUAAAACGUCGAACGUGUCCAAACCCUAAUCAGCGACUGCCCAAAAUAGAGAUUCUCCGCCAUGCAAUAGAAUAUAUUGAAGGAUUAGAGCAGCUUCUGAAAAAUAAUAACCAUACCACCAGCGCAUUUUUGCGUGGGAAUGACAAUGUUGCUUGCCGUUCUGCUCUUCGAGUAAACGACCAUCAGGCAUUGUCGCAAGCUUCCACUUCAUUAACUAAUUAUCCCGAGCGUUUGCUAGCGCCAUUUUCCGGAAAUGAAUCGGAAUCCAAUGAAUCUCCCGCUCCUAUUGGGACCCCACAGUGCGAGCAAGAUGCCAGCCAUAUCUCAAGCUUGGAUUGUUUAUCAAUGAUUGUGAAAAGUAUCAGUCCUACUGCCCGCUCAAAACUCUUGGAUGCUGCCAUGUUUAAUUCAUUGAAAUCAGAUACGAUUCUACAGGAACAGCUACCUCACAACGGGGCAGUGCAGCAUGCGGCGGCUGCGGUUAAUGUUGGUGAUCCGCUAGCUUUUCAUCAAUAAACGCCUAUUUACAUGGAACAUGAAAACUAUAGUUUUUGACGGUCUUUACUAACCUGAAAUGAACUGUACAGAAGACAAAUAAAAAUUGGGCUAUGUAUUAUAUGUUCAAUGUUGGUGAGAUGAAAAAAUAUUCUUAAUAAUAACCGCCUGUGUGCCUAGGCGGAAUUUCGAAAUUGUGCGGUAUGGUAUCGUAUUCUGUGAAGCAUGAGUGAAAGCCAUAUUAGUGAUUAAAAUUAAUGGUUAU
Paramacrobiotus metropolitanus is the source of this 1877-nucleotide messenger RNA. RefSeq names its product transcription factor SUM-1-like. The record is from RefSeq and is a predicted model, not a curated record. The coding region runs from base 407 to 1633 and encodes 408 amino acids. The transcript is spliced from 4 exons. Gene Ontology annotation, biological process: positive regulation of myoblast differentiation; regulation of transcription by RNA polymerase II; muscle organ development. Lineage: Eukaryota; Metazoa; Tardigrada; Eutardigrada; Parachela; Macrobiotidae. Gene Ontology annotation, molecular function: protein dimerization activity; RNA polymerase II cis-regulatory region sequence-specific DNA binding; DNA-binding transcription factor activity, RNA polymerase II-specific.